Rotaria socialis is the source of this 345-nucleotide messenger RNA. The record is from the annotation of a GenBank genome assembly. Lineage: Eukaryota; Metazoa; Rotifera; Eurotatoria; Philodinida; Philodinidae.
AUGAGUAAAAAUUUUCAAUCGCCUAGUAUUUUCUGGUGGAUUCUUAUUCCCGGAGGAUUUAUUACGAUAUUUUUGUUAGGCUAUUAUCCUAGUAUAAUACCGUUGGAUCAGUUGGGUGCAUCUGGUAGGUCGUUAUCUCAGUCAGUAACGCAAUAUCGUACGGGUCUCAUUGUUGGUCUUUGGGCUACGAUUCUUGCACAUCUUUUUGAAGCAAUGUUUGCUAGAAAUAUUUGUCAAAAACAUAAGUUCGACCAACAAUCGACACUUUUAUGGACAAUACAGACAUUUAUUAUAGGAUUUCCUUCAUUGAAAUUACUCAAGCGUCGUGCUCUACAAAACAAAUAA